Lottia gigantea (owl limpet) is the source of this 1116-nucleotide messenger RNA. RefSeq lists its product as hypothetical. NCBI's taxonomy places the organism in Eukaryota, Metazoa, Mollusca, Gastropoda, Lottiidae. The transcript has a single exon. The annotation marks the transcript as partial. The record is from RefSeq and is a predicted model, not a curated record.
UAUCAUCCAUUUGAUUCUAAUAGAUAUCAUCCAUUUAAUUCUUAUAAAAAUCACUCAUUUAAUUCUUAUAAAUAUCAUCCAUUUGAUUCUGAUAAAUAUCACCCAUUUGAUUCUUAUAAAUAUCACUCAUUUAAUUCUUAUAAAUAUCACUCAUUUAAUUCUUAUAAAUAUCAUCCAUUUGAUUCUAUUGAAUAUCACCCAUUUAAUUCUUAUAAAUAUCAUCCAUUUAAUUCUAAUAAAUAUCACCCAUUUAAUUCUUAUAAAUAUCAUCCAUUUAAUUCUUAUAAAUAUCACCCUUUUAAUUCUUAUAAAUAUCAUCCAUUUGAUUCUUAUAAAUAUCACCCAUUUGAUUCUAAUAAAUAUCAUCCAUUUAAUUCUUAUAAAUAUCACCCAUUUAAUUCUUAUAAAUAUCACCCAUUUAAUUCUUAUAAAUAUCACCCAUUUGAUUCUUAUAAAUAUCAUCCAUUUGAUUCUGAUAAAUAUUACCCAUUUAAUUCUUAUAAAUAUCAUCCAUUUGAUUCUAAUAAAUAUCACCCAUUUAAUUCUUAUAAAUAUCACCCAUUUAAUUCUUAUAAAUAUCACCCAUUUAAUUCUUAUAAAUAUCAUCCAUUUGAUUCUGAUGAAUAUCACCCAUUUGAUUCUUAUAAAUAUCACCCAUUUGAUUCUUAUAAAUAUCAUCCAUUUGAUUCUAAUAAAUAUCAUCCAUUUGAUUCUAAUAAAUAUCAUCCAUUUAAUUCUAAUAAAUAUCAUCCAUUUGAUUCUAAUAAAUAUCAUCCAUUUAAUUCUUAUAAAUAUCACCCAUUUAAUUCUUAUAAAUAUCACCCAUUUAAUUCUGAUAAAUAUCACCCAUUUAAUUCUUAUAAAUAUCAUCCAUUUGAUUCUGAUGAAUAUCACCCAUUUAAUUCUUAUAAAUAUCAACCAUUUGAUUCUGAUAAAUAUCACCCAUUGGAUUCUAAUAAAUAUCACCCAUUGAAUUCUAAGUUAUAUGAACAGUACUUUUUAAUACGCCCAUGCCCACAUGAAAUGGGGUGUGUAUAUUUCCGUCACCCAUGUCCGUCCGUCCGUCCACAAUUGCUCGUAAACACUCUAGAAGGCUCAAUUCUUGAUGGAUUCUGA